Molecule: messenger RNA, 2514 nt
Organism: Aspergillus udagawae
Lineage: Eukaryota; Fungi; Ascomycota; Eurotiomycetes; Eurotiales; Aspergillaceae
Product: putative MYB DNA binding protein (Tbf1)
Exons: 4
Coding region: 1-2514 (837 amino acids)
Biological process (GO): telomere maintenance via telomere lengthening
Molecular function (GO): protein homodimerization activity; double-stranded telomeric DNA binding
Source: RefSeq, a predicted model, not a curated record
AUGGUAAACACGCGAGGUUCAGGUCCCUCGUCUGACGAUCACGUCUCUUCUGAGCUUCCUGCGUCUCCAGCCCUCAAGGUCGAGGACGAUGCUUCCUUGAAGACGUCUCACCCGCGCGAGGAGGACGAGGAUGGCUCCCUUUCCCCUCGAGCCUCGAAGAAACGGCGCAUCGACGCCGAGUCGGAAGGGCUUCUCCUACCGUCUCAAACUACCGAAUUGACCGAUCAAGCGCCCGGACAUCAGAUUGAAGAAGAAUUAGUAUCCGCGCUCGGUUCUGGAAUUGUCGAUACUGUGGAACGCCAGAAUGCUGGGCAGACUCAGCCGGUCAGCUCUGCGGGAGAUCCCGCAGCGCCAGAGACAAAUCCGGAGCUUGACGAUAUGGCGUCUGUCAUCUCAAGUAUCAUGAAUCAUGCUGAACGGGUCGAGGAACAAUGCGCUAUGGGUCAGCAACAAUUAACUACUGCGACAACGACACCGACUACCCCUGCGGAUCAGCAGGCGCCCAAGGGUCUAGUUUAUGUGAAGGCAAACUCGCACUUGAAGAUCCAGAGCUUGCCUAUAUUGGACAAUCUGUCUACCCAAAUUCUCUCUCUUCUGGCCAAAUCCACUUACCAGGACAUUACGUCGUUUGUGGCUGAGCCGGAGUCAGAAAACGGACAAGCUUAUGCGACCAUGAGAUCCCUCUUUGAUCAUACAAAGAAAGUGUAUUCCUCCAAGGAAUCGUUCCUGUCACCGACUGAACUUGGUCUCACGGAACCUUCCCAAGUUGACAUCAUCAGAAAAGCAAACCUGGCUUCAUUCGUUUCAAGUAUCUUUGGCACACAAGAGAUUGGAUUUGCUGAGCUAAAUGAGCAUUUCCUGGAUGUUUUCGUCCCGGAAGGGGGCCGCCUGCUAAAAGUGCAAGGUGCUCUGUUUCUGGAGCUCAAGACCCAAGCGUUCAUAGCCUCCAUGAACAACACUGAGAGGACAAGGACCGAGUUGCUGUACGACCUGUUUCCAGAUGAUCUGGAGCAGCGCUUACUUGACCGACGGCCGGGAACUCGUCAGCUAGCACCUAGUGAGGCUGAUUUCGUGAAACGUGCCGGCUCACGCCGGGAUAUUCUUUUGAACGAUAUUAACAACGAAGAGGCGAUGAAAGCUCUGCCCGAUAAGUACCACUGGGAAGAUUUCCUCCGAGACCUGAGCUCGUACAUUACGAAGAACUUUGAUGCUAUCUGCCAUCAACAGACGAAGAAAUUGAAUAAGGGAAGACAACCAUCUUCAUCGAGUGGCGAAUCACAGGAUCCGCCCAGUGCACCCCUCCAAGGCCAAUUCCCUGUUGCUUCGCAAGCGCCUGAAGUUCCUGUUGACAAGAAUAUGCAUGGUGACUUGGUAGCCCGUGCGGCACGUGCGGCCCAGAUUGCCUUGCAGGGCCAUGGAUUGAGGCGUUCUCAACAACAGCAGCAGCAGCAGCUCAGUCAGCCACAGCAACCAGGACAACCCCAGCAACAGCAACAGCAACAGCAACAGCAUCAAAACCAAAUUCAGCAGGCUCAGCAGCAACCCCAGCAACAUCUACAGCCACAGCAAAUGCCGCAGCAGAGUUCUCAACAUGGGGGCCAGGCACCUCAUGGGUAUACUGCUGCUCAGCCCACGGGCCAGCUGCAAUCUCAGCAAAACCCACACCAACAGCACUACCAGCAUAGUCCAACGCCGCCGGGGUAUCAGCAACAGCCCGGGCAGCUCACAUUCCAGCAAAGUCCUCUGCAAGCAAACUUUCAACAAUAUCACCCUGGGGGUCACGUCUCCAUGCCAGGGAGACCCAACGGUGGUCAUUCAUCAAACCAUGGUUAUAUGCCUGGGAUUCCUCACUAUUCGCAAUCACAACCCACUCAGGUACUCUAUGAGCGCGCUCGCAUGGCGGCUUCGGCGAAAUCGUCUCCAAGCAGUCGCAAAUCCGGCCUACCAAGCCAGCGCCGCCCCUGGACUACUGAAGAAGAAAACGCUUUGAUGGCUGGACUGGAUCGUGUAAAGGGACCACACUGGAGUCAAAUUCUUGCGAUGUUCGGACCCGGAGGUACUAUCAGCGAAGCCCUGAAGGAUCGUAAUCAAGUGCAGCUGAAAGACAAAGCGCGCAACUUGAAACUCUUUUUCCUCAAGAGCGGUAUCGAAGUUCCUUAUUACCUGAAGUUUGUCACCGGUGAACUCAAGACUCGCGCUCCUGCUCAGGCCGCUAAACGUGAAGCACGGGAGAGGCAGAAGAAGCAAGGCGAAGAAGAUAAGGCUCAUGUGGAAGGUAUCAAAGGCAUGAUGGCCCUUGCUGGCGCACAUUCGCAGCCCGUUGCGCUCGGACACGGGCACGAGGCGAUGUCUGCUUCUCCCGGGCUUCCGGAUACUGGCAGCCAUUCUACGUUUGAUCAAACCGCGGAACAGAACCUGAUGCAGACACUGGGCCAGGAGGUCCAUGGUGCUCAAUUUGGGCAACCUCAACAUCAACCAGGUAAUGUGGAUCCCAACAUGCACCUGGGGCAGUAA